AAUUAAAUACCCUUAGCGCGUGCGUGCCAACUCAGUGUCCCUUGAGCUGCGGUGGAAGGGUGUCGUGCGUCUCUCCUCUCCGUAUCAGUGGGAAAUCGAUACGUAAUAAGGAAGUCACGUGUUGUAUUGAGUCGAUUGGUGUUUGCUGGCACAGAAUCAUGAACAAGCGGAGGUAAAGAAGCAAGAACAGCAAGAAUAUCACUCGCGCGCCCGCACACACGCCCACGCACACGCCCACGCACACACGCAGCCAUGAUUGAAAGCAGAGAGUGGUGUUUCAGAGUGUCCUGCUGUGUGGACCCUGAGGAGACGGUGUGUGUGGUGGGCAGCAGUGAGUCUUUAGGAGGAUGGGAGUCCCAGAACGUGGUCCCCCUCACCAGGGAGUCCCCCUUGGUGGAGGAGGGGGGGGAGUCCCUCUGGUCCACCUGCCUGCAAGUUCCGCUUAUUGGUGUUGAGUACCGCUACUGUGUGUGCAUUGUGCUGGAGCCUCGCCCUGGCCUGCACGAGAGGACUGUGGUGGUGAGGCGGUGGGAGACUAACCUUCUGCCACGGAGACUCAGAGAUGGAGUGACAUGCCCAGCAGACCCACAGGCGGAGAAGUUUGGCUCAUACGGAGGGUUUGAACGAGUGGACCAAGGAUGGCUGGUGCGUGACUCCGUGGUACAGCUUAGAUUGUGUUCCUCCGCCUUGUACAACGACCCUGUGAUGCUGUUCAAGAAGAGAUACCAGGAUAAGAAGGUUCGAGUGAAAGUAACACCAGUGGAGCUUGAUGCCACAACACCACAGGAACCAACAGUCAUUGGUGUUGAAGAGAGCACCGACUUUGAUCUCUCUAACCUUCGCCUCAACACCAAACCAAUCUGGCCAAUUAUGGAGGUUGCGGUAAUGAAAGAAGAAGCUUGCAAGUUCCGAACACAAGAUCAGUUUGGCGUGGUCUGCAAUAAUGGAGACUACAUUGUGUUCCAGUGUAGAAUGCUUAUGCCGGAGAGCAAUAUGUUCCUAUGCGACUUCUACGUGGAGGAAGGUGAAGAAAUUCCAAAAUAUCUCGGCUGUUCGUAUAUUCUGCCGUCAAAUCUUAAGGAGAAUUUCGGGGUUGCCACAUUACCUAUUACCUCACCCAAACAUGCUCCCGUGGGCCAGCUGACAGUUCACUACAUGGUGGUGUACCCAAUGAAGCACGGAGGGGACAUGAGUGUGUCAUUCGCCCGUCACUGGAAGGACAGCUGGAAGGGAUUGGAGGUUGGACAAGGCGCUGGGAACUCCUACCACUCCGAGCCUAAGAGCUGUGCCAAUAUCCGUGAGAACACUGUGGCUUCCCUCAAGUACGCAGCAGAGAAAGGGGCAGACAUGGUUGAGUUUGAUGUGCAGCUCAGCAAAGAUUUAGUCCCAGUCAUCUACCACGACUUCCACGCCUGUAUUGCUCUCAAGAGGAAGAAGGAGCAGGAUCAGACGGACUUGCUAGAAAUCCCCAUUAAAGAUUUGACUCUGCAGCAGUUACAGGCCUUGAAGGAUGUGCGUCAUCUCACCGAGGGCAUCCCGUGUGACAUCCUCUCUUACUGUGAUCAAGAGGACCUGGUGUACCACAGGAAGGAGAAAGGUCUAAGUAAGUUCCAGGAUGAGGAUUUUGAGGACCACCAGCCGUUCCCCACCCUGCAGAAGGCUUUAGAGGUGGUGCCCCAUACUUGUGGCUUCAAUGUGGAGGUGAAGUGGACCAUGCAGAUGAGAGAUGGGACUUAUGAACUCCAGCACCCGUUUGAGCUGAACCAUUUCCUCGACUUGAUUAUUAAGAUGAUCCUAGAGCACUCCGACAAGAGGAAGAUUGUGUUCUCCUGCUUCCACCCAGACAUUUGCACCAUGCUGAGGCUAAAACAGAACAGGUACCCGGUAAUCUUCCUCACCCAGGGCAUCUCGGAGGUGUGGCCGCCCUAUGAGGACCAGAGGACAAACAGUGUGCAGCAGGCUAUUCUGUAUGCUGUUAAUGCUGAUAUCCUGGGCAUCAACGUCCACACAGAGGACUUGAUGCGAGACCCGAGCCAGGUGACGGCUGCCAUGGACCACAACCUCAUAGUCUUCUGCUGGGGCGACCAGAACAACGACCAGGAGAACAUCAAAUUCCUCAAGAAAGUCGGACUGCAUGGGAUUAUUUAUGACAAAAUUGACGUUUACAACACAAAGGACAAGAAGGAGAGCAUAUUCCUCUGUGAAGAACGGCAGGCAGCUGACGUGUUAGUGAGAGGGGAGGAGAAGAAGAAGAAGGAGGAAGAGGAAGAGCAGGAGGUUGUAUCUGGCUUGACUCCCCCUAAUGCUCUGGUUAUGCAAGGAGGGGCAGGGGAGAUGUCAGCGUACAACGGUGUUUGUCCCUUACCGACAUCAUUCACUGGUAUUUUGUCUAAUUGAGAGAGAGAGAGAGAGAGAGAGAGAGAG
Molecule: messenger RNA, 2424 nt
Organism: Portunus trituberculatus (swimming crab)
Lineage: Eukaryota; Metazoa; Arthropoda; Malacostraca; Decapoda; Portunidae
Product: glycerophosphocholine phosphodiesterase GPCPD1-like
Biological process (GO): glycerophospholipid catabolic process
Molecular function (GO): starch binding; glycerophosphocholine phosphodiesterase activity
Source: RefSeq, a predicted model, not a curated record